This is a messenger RNA of Humulus lupulus (European hop), 606 nucleotides long. RefSeq lists its product as uncharacterized. The coding region runs from base 1 to 606 and encodes 201 amino acids. NCBI's taxonomy places the organism in Eukaryota, Viridiplantae, Streptophyta, Magnoliopsida, Rosales, Cannabaceae. The record is from RefSeq and is a predicted model, not a curated record. The transcript is spliced from 3 exons.
AUGGUUGCCAACAAUGUGGCCUUCACCCAAGGAGAUAUGUCAUCUGAAGAUGUGUUCGAGCAUUACAAAGCUGCCGCUGCAUCUUCAGGCAGGAAGAAGGACAACAAAAGGACUCAGGGGGAGAGCAGUAAAACCACCUCAAAGAAGGCCCGAGCUGAGGACUCUCCAGCCACUGUCCCUUCGAAGGAGAACACGCCACCUCCAUCACCACUCGAGCAGCCAGCCUCAACUCCUCCGGUCGACCAGGACGCUACUCCUCCAACACCUGUCGAACAGCACCCCACACCUCAGGACCCUACCAGCCGAACACACCACACUCAGCCUUCUCAGCCUGAAGGCUCUUUGUCCAGCUCCGUGAGAUUGCUGACCAUGACCGCUGGCUGGCACCGUGCGGGUGCAAUGGUUUCCAAGACCAAAAAUUUUGACGCCAGGCUUGCUGAGGCUAAGAAAGCGCUUGAAGAGAAAAAUGCUGACCUGUUCGAGAAGAACAAUGAGCUAACCAAGCAGAGCGGCGAGUUGCUUGAGAAAAGUGCGGAGCUGUCUAAGCAGAAUGAGGGGCUUCUCGAGCAAAAAGCCACUUUGACUGAUGAGCUGCUGGAGAGUUAA